Molecule: messenger RNA, 799 nt
Organism: Leguminivora glycinivorella
Lineage: Eukaryota; Metazoa; Arthropoda; Insecta; Lepidoptera; Tortricidae
Exons: 4
Source: RefSeq, a predicted model, not a curated record
UUCAGUCAACACCGGAUACUGUUGUCAUACACAUCAACUUUUUAAAACUUUAAAGUGAAAUAAGUAUAGCUUAUAAAUUAUUUAAAAAUAAUUCAAAAUGGUAUUACAUAAUAUAAUUUUACUAGUAGCUAUUCCACUGGCAGUUUUUGCCGAGUUACAAUCAUUAAACAGUUCGAUAUCAGAAGCGAUGGACGGUGAAAGUAAAAUAUUAUCAAGAAGGAAAAGAUACUUGAUAUUUCCCGAUGGCAGCUCUCUUCAACUCGUAUUCUGCACCCAAAACCACGGCUACCUCCAGCUCGGAAACAUCGUGUGGAUCGGGAACACUGCAGCUUUAGCGUGGACGCUGCCCUCGGACCCCUCGACGUUCGGGUACUUCAGGAACCAGCUCAGGGAGCCGUACAGUAUACGGAGACAGGACACGAACAAACACAUAUACUAUUUGGAUGAGGACGGGAAACUAGUCGCGAAAGUUCCGUAUAAGAGAAAACCCAUAAUAAAUCCGGCGUUCGCAAAACGAAGUAUUCAAAAUAACGAGGAUGAAAAUAUUAGCAUAAAGAAGCAAGUUAUAAAGAAAAUGCAUGAAUCGCAGAAGUCCAGGAGUUAUCUGCAGAAGUUGGACGGCGCGCAUUUCCAUAGACUCGGGAGGCACGGCCUGUAUAAAAAGUUGGAGAGCUUGUUCGAGGCGUUCGGUUACUCCGGGCGUGAAUGCGUGUUGCGACUGCUCUGCGACGCCGGCAAGGCCAAGGCGGGCAAGACGGGCAAGACGGGCAAGACGGGCAAGGCGGGCAAGGCGGGCAAG